CUGCUGUUUUAUUCAAUGACAUCUUAAAUGUACCGUAGUAUCCUGCGAUGAGUAUCUCAUCUCCACAAAGUGCUCGACCAAUGUGGCCUAAGCAAGAUACUCUGUUUGUGCGAGACUUGUAUGGGCCGCUACGUGGGUUGGAAUGAUGAUGGACCCCACAAUAUGUCGAAUAUCGGGUGCUUCCAUAUAACGAAACAGAUCCACCCGGAGCCACUCCGCCGACCACAUCGCCCCGCACCCACAGUUCCAUCUAUCCCUUCACGAAUUAAAAUUUUAUGAUGUCGGAGCAAAGAGAGCGAUGCAAAUCAUUUUUGUUUAACAAUCCAUCAGACGACGAGAGAGCCAUGCAGCGAAGGGUCACACGCUCGAGUGCCCAUGCCCCGACACAAGAACCUGCAUCAGCGACAGUGAUAAUCUCUGCCGAAACCGCAGGAGCAGCAACCAGUCAUGGCGGACGAGGACAAGGUCGAGGCCGUGGUCGACCCCGUGGUCGCGGCGCAAUACAGAUUGCUACAACAGAGAAAGCUCCAAGGGCCCCGGAAGAAAGUCGAAAUCCGAGUAUGAAAACAGACGAGAUCGUUGCAGCUGAUCAGGAUCAAGAGAAUGAGCAGGAGAAUGAGCAGGAGAAUGAACAGGAGAAUGAACAGGAGAAUGAGCAAGAGAAUGAGCAGGAUAAUCAACAGGACGAUCGAGUGAAGAACGCUAUGCAAGACGAUUCAUCAGAAGCAUCACCGUUAGCGCGUUCACCUGCCAGUUCACCACCAAUUGAUACCACCCCAACAACCGAGAUGGAUGAAGACCCAAUAGUUGACAGCGUACAUCAAAGAGCAAUAUCGUCACUGCGAUCGAUAUCCACCUCAGUCCCACUCGAUAUCUCUCGGACAGAGCAAAAGAAUGAAGAACCAGCAAUGAACAGCGUACCUCAUACGAUAGCAUCUACGCAUGAUCAGGAUCAGAGUGCCCUUGUUCAGUCACCUCCUAGGAAUGAACUUCCUCUGGAGCAUGAGGACAUCACCAGUACAAGUAUCUUUGAAGAGUUAAAGGAGAUGUCCAUUAUCUCCCCUUCGCUUCCGCCAAGAUUUGUCGCACAUGACGUGAAAGCAAUAGCAAUCGAUGGAGGGGACAAUGCUGGCGAACCGAUUAGUGUAAUCGCAACUGAACCGGGGCCGAGAUCGACAUCGACGCUGAAAAGGAACGUUUUUUUUCUAGACGAGGAUAUUUUUGAGCGCACUUCAUUUGGAGGCAGGAAUAGAGCAGCGGACAUGUACUUUUAUAAGAAGCAGAAACUCGAGGAAGAGGAGGAGAGACAAAGAAGGGAGCUGGAGGAGGAGCUGAGGAGGAAAGACGAGGAGAGGAAGGCGGAGGAGGAACGAAAAGCAGAAGAAGAGAGAAAGACAGAGGAAGAGAAAAAGGCUCAGGAAGAAGGCCGGAUGAAGGUGCGAGAAGGAAACGAAAGCACUAGCAGCGACGGUAGCAGCGGCGACAGCAGCAGCGAUAACAGCAGUGGCAGCAGUAGCGGCAGUGAAAGCGACGAUGAGGAUGAGACAACUGGAGACGAUACAAAAGAGGAGCAGCCAGCGCCUCGAUUAAAACCACCAUCAGUCAGCAGAAUCAAGCAGCUCGCCCGUGAUUCAUUGGCACCGUCAACUUCUCACGCUCCUGCAACAGACAGUGACAGCAGCAAAAAGGUGGACUCAUCUCCGAAGACCACAACGCCAUCUGAUCAGCAAGCAGCGUCGACAGCAACGUCAGGGCCUUCGACUCCUGCGAUGACUUCUCGCAAAUUUGACAUUACCGACCUGGUGGCAUCUGUCGCCUCCUAUGACCCAGGAUUCACCUCAGCUAUGGGCAGCAUCCAACCUAAACCAAUUCAAAAAACCAACGACUCCCAGGAGCAGCUAUCCUCACAGCAGCAGCAGCCGAUAUUAAUGCAGAUGGAGCCUGCCACAGUCUGGUAUCAUCAUCCUUGCAUACAUUCACACGAGCAUCGUUCGAUUCUCACCUGGGAGGAGCACCGUCGUUUUGUCAGAUACGAGGGCAUCGCGCGUGAUCAAAGCAAGGACCCAGCUACUCCGCAGUUGGGGCCAGAGGACAGGGCAUUAUGGCUUGCACUCCAGGAAAAGGUGGACAAUGAGCGACAGCGGCUUCGGCAUUGGAACGCAGACGUGAUCCGAUCCAGGAUAUCCGGCUACUUCAACCCAGCCAUCCGAUCCGCUUUAGAGCCGAAGUUCUCAAGGGCAAAAUCACGAGUGAAGGAGUACCCACAAUAUUACGACUUUGUGCAAUCCGUGGGUCUACGACUUUCCGGCGCUCAUCCGACACCCAGCUCCUCAAAGGAACCAAUGUUGACUAGAAAGACACCAGACGCCUCAGCAGCAGAGAACCCAGAGCCCGAUCCUCGAGGGCUGUUGGAGAGAACGGGAAAGAUUUGUCCGGUGUCGUUGGCGAAGCCGAUCUGGCCCACGGACGAAAAUGGUGUGCCCUUCGAAACGACGAUCGAUGUCAGUGAUCGGUACUGGUCCCUCUCGAGCUCGCAUUCAAAACCUCCAGUGCCACCACCCUUGAGUGUAAGAGGAACGAUAGCCGAGCAAAACUACAGACGACGUCAUAUUCCUACCAAGCGUCCUUCGGUCUCCGUCACCAAUGAUCCCAUCGUGCGAAGGUUUGUCAAGGAGCAGAAUGUCCAUAUCGCACUCGCGGCCAGUACACUGGUCACGCUAGCAAAGGCGCUACCUAGUCUUGCGGCGGAGUGGGAGAUCCCGGUCAGGGUCGUGCUAGAAGAGGAUCAGCAAGGUAACCCUACAGCUCCUAUGUUUUGAACGCAUCCCACCCUGUGCGUACGGAUUUAGCGUUCUCGAAUUGCUGAUUUCUGAUAUGCCUAUGUAUCGUCCUCCUUAUGAUCUAUUGCAUGGUGUAGGAGUGAUGCAAAAGCGGAUUUAUAUUGACAAGCCCUUGAUACCCAAGCGAAUGUCGGCUUUGGAGAUGACACAGAGAUUUUACGACGGCGCGCUCAAGAAGCUAUCGUUAAUAGGCUUCUCAUCGACGGAUGUUGACAUUCUUGCACUGAAGCCCGCACUGAAAUACACCGAGACAGUUACACCUUCACGAACAAACAAAGAC
This is a messenger RNA of Gamsiella multidivaricata, 3120 nucleotides long. RefSeq lists its product as uncharacterized. Bases 276 to 2819 code for a protein of 847 amino acids. The transcript has a single exon. NCBI's taxonomy places the organism in Eukaryota, Fungi, Mortierellomycota, Mortierellomycetes, Mortierellales, Mortierellaceae. The record is from RefSeq and is a predicted model, not a curated record.